UUACCAAGCAGUCAAAAUACGUCUGCGACCCUCGCGCGCCUCUUUCAUGUUGAUUUCGCGAACUUUUGACCUCAGGAUACCGACAAGAGGCAUGGCAGGUAGGUGGAGACUAAAACAAAUCCGAAGCACACCUGGACACUUUUAACUUUACACCUGUGCUGUUCGCUACUGAGAAUCUCGACUUUUCAUCCAUCCAGCUCAAGCCCGUCUCAUGGAUCCCAGCGCGGGGUCUGAUAACCUGCAAUCCCGCGAUACCGCAGAGGACGGCCAGGGUACCGCGGGGGAUGGAGGAGCCGCUCCAGCUACAGAAAAACCUCCUUAUUCGUACGUGGCUCUCAUUGCAAUGGCCAUCAGAGAAAGCGAGGAGAAGAAGCUGACCCUGAAUGACAUCUACAGCUUCAUCAUAUCCAAGUUUCCAUACUACGAGAAGAACAAAAAGGGAUGGCAGAACAGCAUCAGGCACAAUCUGAGCCUCAACGAGUGCUUCGUGAAGAUUCCCCGGGAGAGUGGCGGGGAGAGGAAGGGGAACUUCUGGACGCUAGACCCAGCGUUUAGCGAUAUGUUUGAGAAAGGUAAUUACAGGCGCAGGAGGCGCGUCAAGAGACCCUACCGAACACCACCCUUACCGUCUGGAUUUAACUUCACCGACUCGUACUGCAUGCAACAGGAGCCCGUUUACUGGCAAAGCCCGUUCGUCAGCACCAGCUCCUGGAGCCACCAGUCCUGCUCUCCGACGCACAUCUCCGGCUACCUGCAGCCCAUGCUUGGUAACGCGCGCCCUCUGUCUCCAAACGAUUACGCCAACUCCCCCGUGAAUUAUUACCACGGUCAACACCAUCACCUUCACCCGUCCUACAGACCAUACCACCGGCAUCCGAACGCUCUGGUGCCUCUGAGCGGCAUGACUCCUCCGGUGAGCCCUGGAGGAAGCUCCAUCUCCGCCUGCAGCUACCCGCCGCACAACGGCCUUCCCGAACAGGUGCAUCAUCCGUUUGACUGACGGACAGACACGUGAAAACUGAAUAUAAGUAGGCUAAAAAAUUCAUUUGGAUCUAGAUUUGCUACGUUUUUUGUUACGUUAACCUUUAGAAAUGUUAAACGUGCUGUUUCAAGUCAGAAUGGCUGGUUAAGAUUAGGUCGAAAUGUUGCGGUCGCUGCAUUAGUUUGUUUACUGUAUAGCCUAACUAAUGGGUUUUACAGUUGUGUUUUGUGGAUUUUCACAAAUGAUAUAUUGUUACAUUGUUAAACUAUUGUUCACUUAGAAGCCAAGAGACGAAGAGCUGUUCAAAACGGACUUGGUUGUUGGCAGGUUGUCAGUUUCCAUUAAUUUCAGCAAAUGUUUAGAAAGCAUCAAGAUACAUAAGCGUAUUUAUUUUCACCAUGUAUUGAGAUCUUAAAAUUGAUGUACGGUUUGCAUACCGUUUAAAAAUGUUUAUAUUUUAUUUAGUGGAAACUUAUGGAACAAGUUGUUUACAAGAGUUCUUUAUUAUGCAAAGGUGUAUUUUCUUAAAAAAAAUGUAUACUGAAUAGACAUGUUCAGUGUCUGCAUUUCUGGAGUUUGAAAAUAUUUUUUUAUAUGUAAA
Molecule: messenger RNA, 1583 nt
Organism: Carassius gibelio (silver crucian carp)
Lineage: Eukaryota; Metazoa; Chordata; Actinopteri; Cypriniformes; Cyprinidae
Gene: foxl2l
Product: forkhead box L2-like
Exons: 1
Coding region: 212-1000 (262 amino acids)
Biological process (GO): cell differentiation; regulation of transcription by RNA polymerase II; anatomical structure morphogenesis
Molecular function (GO): RNA polymerase II cis-regulatory region sequence-specific DNA binding; DNA-binding transcription factor activity, RNA polymerase II-specific
Source: RefSeq, a predicted model, not a curated record